Cucurbita maxima (winter squash) is the source of this 1619-nucleotide messenger RNA. RefSeq names its product nuclear transcription factor Y subunit B-3-like. The transcript has a single exon. The record is from RefSeq and is a predicted model, not a curated record. NCBI's taxonomy places the organism in Eukaryota, Viridiplantae, Streptophyta, Magnoliopsida, Cucurbitales, Cucurbitaceae. Gene Ontology annotation, cellular component: nucleus; CCAAT-binding factor complex. Gene Ontology annotation, molecular function: DNA-binding transcription activator activity, RNA polymerase II-specific; RNA polymerase II cis-regulatory region sequence-specific DNA binding; protein heterodimerization activity. The coding region runs from base 743 to 1375 and encodes 210 amino acids. Gene Ontology annotation, biological process: regulation of transcription by RNA polymerase II.
CGGACUCUAACAAACUCCCCUUCCCUCAGUACCCUUCACCUUGUUCUCUUGGGUGUUUCUUCUCCGGCGGCAACUUUCCCGAUUCUCCUUCAGAACUCCGGCUCCGGCGUCCGUAAAUAUUCUAGUCAAUCCUUGACUGAAAAACUGAACUCGGCAGUAAUCGUUCAUCUUCUCUCUCUUAAUGCAAUUCGAUUUUUCUUCGUGUCUCUUCAACUGCAGGAUUAUUGACCGUUCUUUUCCGUUCGAGUCGCGGGCGCUGGAAUAUCGCUUCUCGUAUCUGAUUCUUUUUCAAUUUGUUGACGGAGUUUGUCUUAUUAUUAUUAUUUAAGUCGAGAAGUUUCCGGCGCAGAAGAAGAACUUCACUGAUGAAGAAGAUUUGUUGUUUUGUAAUGCGAUUCUGGAUUUGCAAUUAUGCGUUUUAGGUCAACUGAGAUUAGCUAUUCGAUUUCUCUACUACUUUCUUUCUAUUUUGUUCUGUGAGAGGAUGAUUCGUAUCCGUCAAUUUUUAUAGCGAAAAAUGGACGGAUUCGUAAUCCUCUUCUACCUAAAUUGAUUGUUAAAGAAAGUUUUCGGCAUCGUUCUUGUGAGAACGGAUCGAGAGAAGAAAAGUUUUAGAGCUAUAUGUCGUUGAAGUGUACUUUCAGGAGCCCUAGGAUGAGGAAAUUGUUGUGAGAUUGAGAAAUUAGCAGAGUCGAAGAAUUAAAAAUUACUGUGAGAUAGGCGUGUUUUUUAAGAUUAGGAAAUGGCGGAUUCGGAUAACGAAUCGGGAGGUCACAACAGCAACGCGAACAGCGAGCUAUCGGCGAAGGAACAGGACAGAUUCUUGCCGAUAGCGAACGUGAGCAGGAUCAUGAAGAAGGCGCUACCAGCAAACGCGAAGAUCUCGAAAGAUGCGAAAGAAACUGUACAAGAGUGCGUAUCGGAGUUCAUAAGCUUCAUAACGGGAGAGGCAUCGGACAAGUGCCAGAGAGAGAAGAGGAAGACAAUCAACGGCGACGAUUUGCUGUGGGCCAUGACGACGCUAGGAUUCGAAGAGUAUGUGGAACCGCUCAAGUCAUAUCUGCAGAAGUACAGGGAAAUGGAAGGAGAAAAGAGCACUAUGGGGGGAGGAAAAGGGGAAAAAGACGGUGGUGGUGGUGGUGGUGGGCCCGGCGGAAGUGGGGCAAAUGUUGGUGGUGGUGGUGGUGGUGGAGUCAACCCUGGUACUGGUGGUGGUGUUAGCGGCGGUGGAUUCAACGGAGUGGGUGGAAUGUAUGGUGGGAUGAUGAUGAUGGUGCAUCAUCAGGGUGGUGUUUAUGGCAGUGGUGGAUUUCACCACAUGGGAAUCGGCGGCGGGAAGGGAGGAAAUGGUGGUUCCGGCACCGGACACCGAUAGUUCCAGCGGUGGUGGCGGUGACGAUGUGGACUCUGCUGCAAGGUCAAGCUAAGUGGUUGCUAGUUGGACACUAAUAAAAGGUUCUCCAACUUUUGAGCAUCAUUGAUGACUUUUUAGGAAGUUAAUAAUAAUUUUUUUUUUCUUCCUUCCUUUGAGGGUUUCUGCCAAAUUUCUCUAUUUUUCUUUACUCUUCCUUUUUUUCCCUUAUAUAUAAAUGUAAUUUGUGUAUCUUGUGGGUAAGAGG